Molecule: messenger RNA, 1497 nt
Organism: Scleropages formosus (Asian bonytongue)
Lineage: Eukaryota; Metazoa; Chordata; Actinopteri; Osteoglossiformes; Osteoglossidae
Product: galectin-9-like
Exons: 10
Coding region: 181-1128 (315 amino acids)
Biological process (GO): negative regulation of CD4-positive, alpha-beta T cell proliferation; positive regulation of gene expression; negative regulation of type II interferon production
Cellular component (GO): nucleus; cytosol
Molecular function (GO): carbohydrate binding; galactoside binding
Source: RefSeq, a predicted model, not a curated record
GCCAGCUGAGAAGCACAGUGAGUUGAGGAAGGGAGGGCGGACUUGGGAAGGGACAGGAAACACUUUGCGAUCGUGCAGCAGGGGGGCAAAGUACAGAUGUGAGCUGUGCGGAGAGCGGUGAGCCAGAGCCGGAGCCGGAGACGGAGGCCGGCAGCGUGAGUCCAGCUCUACGGGGAGGAGAUGGCCUUCUUCAGCCAGCAGCCCUACUUCAACCCGAAAACCCCCUUUAAAGGGUGUAUCCAAGGGGGUCUUCAGGAAGGGAAGACCAUCACUGUGAAGGGACGAGUCCUGCCAGGGGCUGCGAGGUUUCACGUGAACCUGCAGUGUGGUUCAAAGCAGCAGGCAGAUGUGGCACUACACUUCAACCCCAGGUUUGACAGGCUCCCAGGAUACGUGGUACUGAACACCUACCACCAGGGCAGUUGGGGCACAGAGGAGCGCAAGUAUGAAGCACCUGCCCCCCGUGGCUCCAGCUUCAUCCUCAACAUCAUGGUGAACCGGGACUCCUACUCGAUUGUUGUCAACGGAAUGCACUUCCAGGAAUACAAGCACCGGCUUCCCGUCAGCAGCGUUGAUACCAUCUGUGUGGAGGGUGGAGUGGAGCUGCACUCCAUUGAGUUCCAAAAUCCCACUUAUGGUGUUGCUGCUCCACAGGUGAAACACAUGGCUUUCGGCCAUUUUGCUGCUCCGGUGUUCAAUAUGCCGCCUCCUGCAUACACCCCAGGGCCAGCCUAUGUGGUGCCUUACAAGUGUGUGUUGCCCGGAGGGAUGUAUCAUGGUAGAAGCAUCACGGUCCAGGGUGUGGUCAGCCUGGGUGCCGACAGGUUCGCCAUCAACCUGCGCUUCAACCACGGGAUCGCGUUCCACUUCAACCCCAGGUUCAAGGAGGGAACGGUGGUGUGCAACACCCAGCUGAAGGAGAAGUGGGGUCCGGAGGAGCGCUCCUCAGGUCCCCCGUUCGGCAUCGGCCAGCCGUUCACGGUGAUCAUCACGUGUGACAUUUCUAGCUACCGCGUCUCCGUCAACGGCAUCCAGAUGUUCACCUACCAGCACCGUUACACCGCCCUCAGCGAGAUCGACAUCCUGGAAGUGACUGGAGAUGUGAGCCUCACAAAUGUGGUGGUGUGAAGGCUCCUGCGGUGGCCUCAUGGGUACACUGGGCGCUCAGCACAGGGGCAAUGUGGGUAAUGGUCGAGGAAGCUGUUAGAUGUUUGUCUGGAACUGUAAAAUUUCGUGGCUCUCGCUGUUCUAACCAAAUAAGAGUCUUUGCAGGGCUUAUUGCUUGCCUCUGUUUAUGCUAGAGUGAUUUUAAUAAUUUUAGUCUGAGAUAUACCUGUAUGUCCAGCCUGCCUUUCUCAGGUUUCACACCCUUGCCCAUCAGGGUUUGUAGAUCUGCUCAAGCUGUGUUUAUGGAAAAAAAUAAAGUCUGAAAGCUUAUUGCAUUUCAUUUUCCACUCUAGUUCCUGUGUGAAACCCUUAAGUCAUUCUCUUGCGCCA